AUGAACCACAACAACACGAAACUUGUACCGGGACGCUCGGUAGAUUUCAUCACACUGGGCUGUUCUUUGCAUGAUAUCCUCACCACAAUCAAAGCUGAAGUAAAGGCUUUCCCACGAUUCCACAUUUAUUAUGAUGAGGCCCGUCCUCUCCAUGCCCCUAUUCACGUCUCUCUACCUGACAACGGUCUUCGAUUACGGUUUGACGGUCCAGAUCAGCGAUUAAGGUUGAUAGAAGUGCUUGAUUUCGCAAAGGCGAAACUAGUGUAUAAGGACGUUGAAGUAUUCAAACCAGCCGAUGGGCAUGCUGUGCUCACAGCGGGUUUAACAGGGCCGAGGUUUAGGCACAUAUACGAUAAAUUACUAGGACCUACAUAUGGGGGGGAAUACGUGCCACCACGUUCUGACGAUCCUAACGCGAAUGGAACCUAUAAUCUCUCAUACCCAGGCAUCGCUUUCAACUUCCCCGUCCAUCAUUCGGCAUACUCGCCCAAGAAGGACUUCAUAUCAUUACUGUCAUCCUCAGCGACCGGCCCCGCAACUUCCAUGGCAGUGUUUAGUGGAGAGUCGUGGCAGAAGGCGAGGGGCACGCUUUUCACUUCCCCCGCGCCGAACCCUCGAUCACUUUCGUUAGCCGGUAAAUCGAAGGAGGGAGGGCCAGACGAGAUUGAACUCGUCAAAAUCCACGGCGAGGGCAGAAUAGAACUCGUAAGACGGGCAAGUCAACCCUUCUGGAUAGUACUUAGCGAGACCACGCCCCAGGAUUUGAUCAUUGAACUCGGCGCUCCGGAUUCUAUAUAUCGGAAAAACGACCAUCGACUGUCGAUCCACAAAGACCGAAGGGCAAGUGAUGCAUCGGACAUAUCUGCUGUUCGUUUAACGCCUGAUGACUCACUCGAUUCUGAUCAUGGCUCUGGCGCAGGCACCGAUCACGAAGAUGACUGGGAGGAUGAUAAAGACGUGGCAAGUGAAGCUCAAGAACGCGAAAUUGCAGCAGCCGAACAGUUCUACAAUUAUUACCACCAUGGCUUCGAUCUCCUUAUAUCACAACCUGCCCAACUAUCCCCACCCUCACCAUCAAUCGAAUUAACCGAAUCUGAAUCUCACGAAGAGGGUGAAAUUAGUGCACAGCCGCUGAACCACCUUACUGUGACAAAGGUAAUCUUUCACGGAAACGUUCCGGGGUCAUACCAAUUCAAUCGACACAGAAGGAGCAGGUGGAUCCUGGAACAUGUCCCUGGUGAUAUGUUCAAAGGCCCUUUAAAUUCUGAGAUGUCCUUCGAUGACAUUUCGAUGAGGCUGAAAGAUAUAUUUCAAGCACAUUAUGAGAAUGAGGAGGAGGAACGUCUACAGCAACGAGGAAUGGCUUUGAAUCGGGGUUGGGGUGACAGCCCAGGUAGUAGCGUAGAGCUACUAGGGGGAUGGGAAGAUGGGUCGGCAAAGAAGAGCAAAUUUGUGAAUUCCGGCUCAGGAUUAGUCGAGAAUGACUCAAAUGUCGGAAAUGUGGAAUUGUUUGGCUUUCCAGGCAUGGUAUUUGAGGUCCUGAAGAAUUCCGCUGUGAGCUCUUUGACCGUAUAUUGA
Molecule: messenger RNA, 1578 nt
Organism: Aaosphaeria arxii CBS 175.79
Lineage: Eukaryota; Fungi; Ascomycota; Dothideomycetes; Pleosporales
Exons: 3
Coding region: 1-1578 (525 amino acids)
Biological process (GO): Golgi to plasma membrane protein transport
Cellular component (GO): trans-Golgi network
Source: RefSeq, a predicted model, not a curated record